AUGUUUGAUGCAUAUCCAAAAGAUAAUAUUGAUGAUUCAAACGAAAUUCAAUUAGUUAUUUAUGAAGCCAUUAGCUAUGGAUUAAAUGUUACUAUUGCCUUUGGAUUUGGAAUAGAUCAAACAUUAUUAAUAGGUACAUCAAUAAUGUCUAUAUUCUAUGCUCAGUAUUUUAAUGGAUUAAAAAUCACUUCAUUAUCGAUUGAUUUCGAUCCAUUAUCAUUUACAACUGGUUAUGUUGUUAAUGUAACUGACACUGAUCUAGAUGUUGAAAUUUUCAGUUCAAAAACAUAUAAUUUUUAUCAAAUUCCACCAACAAAUGUCAAUACUAGUCUCGUUUUCUACUGUGGAUCUGCCGUUUUUUUUCAACUAUCAUUAUAUUGGCAUGAAGGUCCUGCAAGUCGAAAUGUAACGCUUGCUGAAAAUCUUUUUAUCAAUUGUAAUGAAGGCAUCGGACAAGAACAAGGUCUUAUCACCAUUUUACCAAAUCCAGUUCAAUUAGUACCAGUUAUUUGUGAUAUUGGAAUGGAAUCUUCAAUAUUGUAUUUUGGAAGGUAUAGUCAAGGUCUUAUUCGAGCUAAUAAUGCUAAUAAUCUAUUCCUCAAUGAUAAUUAUACAGCGACAAACAGUUCGAGAUUAUUAAUAUCUAUAUGUAAUAGUCGAAAUCUAACUGCAAGUAAUAAUACAACUGUUACUACUCAAUCAAAAAUAGAUGAAUAUUAUAUAUUUGAUAAAACACAUCCAUGUCAAAUGAAUUUGAGCAGUCUAAUUGAUCUACCUGCAUCAGCAUUUAACUCCUCGUUUCCUCCACCUGUUAUCAUUGCAGAUUCAUCUCAUCCAAAUCAGAAACAUAAAUUCGUUUCUGAUAACAAUAAAACCCAUAAAAUUCUAAAGAAAAUAUUACACAAUCUAUAG
Rotaria sp. Silwood1 is the source of this 912-nucleotide messenger RNA. Lineage: Eukaryota; Metazoa; Rotifera; Eurotatoria; Philodinida; Philodinidae. The record is from the annotation of a GenBank genome assembly.